AUGGUUGGUUAUAAUAUUCUUCAUCUAAGGAAGCCUCUGAUAAAAGAUCCUAAAUUCUUGACCGGCUUUCAUGACCAAAUUUGUGCUUUUGAUUAUCAAGAAAAAAAUUCUGAUGAAAAAGAUUGCAGUUUCUUGAAUCAUGCAUUGGACGACGACGACGACGAUGAGGAGGACGAGGAUAUCGUUGACGAUGAAGUUGUUACAAACGAACCUCAAGACGUAGCUGAACGAACAAUUUACUGGGAAUCACAAGAAUCCCUGCUUCAGGAAAUAUUGGAGCGCUACAGUUCAAGUGGUGUAAAGUUCAGAAAAGAAAUUAACAGACAUGUCGAAAUGGCAACAGACUCUAAUUUUUGUGAUUGCCCCAAUCCUAAACUCACUGGCUGCUCCAACUGCUUACGUCGAAGAUUAGUCAAUCAACUAUGCAACAAAGGGUUCAAUGCAAAACUAUGUACAUCAAAAUGGAGUAGAACGCCCAAAAUACCAGGAGGGAUGCAUGAAUACAUUGAAGUGAUUGCAAGCACAGAAGGGAGAAAGAAGCAGAUUCCAUUACUGAUAGAAAUAGGAUUCCAGGAUGAAUUUAUGAUGGCAAAAGCAUGCGAUGAGUAUUGUGCAUUGAUAAAUCAACUGCCAAAGAUAUAUAUAGGAAAACCCGAACAUUUGAAUGCUAUAGUUCAUGUAGUUUGUGAUGCAGCCAAGAGAUCGACUACAGAGAAAAAAGUUCAUAUGGGUCCCUGGAGAAAGAGGAGCUUCAUGCAAAUGAAAUGGUCAGCUUCUAAUGAAAAAUCAAAGCAAAGAGAGAUGAAUACUGGAAAAUCACUAGAAACAUCUUUGGAAGUUGCAGUAUACUAG
Molecule: messenger RNA, 852 nt
Organism: Fraxinus pennsylvanica
Lineage: Eukaryota; Viridiplantae; Streptophyta; Magnoliopsida; Lamiales; Oleaceae
Source: the annotation of a GenBank genome assembly